Biomphalaria glabrata is the source of this 876-nucleotide messenger RNA. RefSeq lists its product as uncharacterized. The transcript has a single exon. The record is from RefSeq and is a predicted model, not a curated record. The coding region runs from base 1 to 876 and encodes 291 amino acids. NCBI's taxonomy places the organism in Eukaryota, Metazoa, Mollusca, Gastropoda, Planorbidae.
AUGGACUGUAGAAAAGUCAGCAUCGACAACUCUUGUGAACAUUCUAGAAGUAUGGACUGUAGAAAAGUCAGCAUCGACAACUCUUGUGAACAUUCUAGAAGUAUGGACUGUAGAAAAAUUAGCAUCGACAACUCUUGUGAACAUUCUAGAAGUAUGGACUGUAGAAAAGUCAGCAUCGACAACUCUUGUGAACAUUCUAGAAGUAUGGACUGUAGAAAAGUCAGCAUCGACAACUCUUGUGAACAUUCUAGAAGUAUGGACUGUAGAAAUGUCAGCAUCAACAACUCUUGUGAACAUUCUCGAAGUAUGGACUGUAGAAAAGUCAGCAUCGACAACUCUUGUGAACAUUCUAGAAGUAUGGACUGUAGAAAAGUCAGCAUCAACAACUCUUGUGAACAUUCUCGAAGUAUGGACUGUAGAAAUGUCAGCAUCAACAACUCUUGUGAACAUUCUCGAAGUAUGGACUGUAGAAAAGUCAGCAUCGACAACUCUUGUGAACAUUCUAGAAGUAUGGACUGUAGAAAAGUCAGCAUCGACAACUCUUGUGAACAUUCUAGAAGUAUGGACUGUAGAAAAGUCAGCAUCGACAACUCUUGUGAACAUUCUCGAAGUAUGGACUGUAGAAAAGUCAGCAUCGACAACUCUUGUGAACAUUCUAGAAGUAUGGACUGUAGAAAAGUCAGCAUCGACAACUCUUGUGAACAUUCUAGAAGUAUGGACUUAGAAAAGUCAGCAUCGACAACUCUUGUGAACAUUCUAGAAGUAUGGACUGUAGAAAAGUCAGCAUCGACAACUCUUGUGAACAUUCUCGAAGUAUGGACUGUAGAAAAGUCAGCAUCGACAACUCUUGUGAACAUUCUCGAAGUAUGGACUUAG